CUCUCUUUCCUUUUACUCUUUUUUUUUUCUAUCUCUUUUUUCCUUUCGUACGGUCAAGGCUUCUUUUUUUAAAAGAAAGUCCAUAAACGGCUGAACACUUUUUUUUUACGCAAGGACCACUUCGCGGGAAUUUAGAUUGAGCUGCCGAUUGCUUGAUCCAAACCGCAACUCCGCCCUGGUUGGCCUUUUCUCUAUUCUUCCGUUCCCAACCUUAGAACAACUCCUUUUUACAGACGCUUCCCACUUCAUUUUUACUCUUGUUCAUUAUAUCAGCCAUGAAUAUAUCAAUAGAAUAUCCUAUGUAUCGGCAAGAAAAGCAGGACUGUUUGACCUUGCCUGCUAAUCUUCCGUCACCGCCCAACUCAUCUUGUGGGGAUGAAAGCAAGGAGAUGGAAGUCGAUUCCCCAUCAGACAAGAGACCUAGCCAAACUUUAUCUGAUAUCUCCUUGGCACCGAAUAAGGAAUCCUUGCCAACCCAUUUUGAUGCCCUCAGCGUCGAAUACUGUUCCUCGCUGCCGGAAAACUACACCAUCGAUCAUUCGUCACCAGCUUCCAAUUACAUACCCCGCCGCCCAACCCAGUCGCCACAACUCGAUACCGCACCGUCCCCUCAUUCAUCAGCUGAGAUCCCCGCUGAUACCCACUCCUUUGUUCCCUCUUCUUCCUUGGUGGAUUCACAGAGUUCUGAUCGACCAUCCUCUGCUAUCCGUUACAAGUUUUCCCCCGCCAAAUUUGACCAAAUUCAUCGCUGUCAACAGUGCGGCAAAAUAUAUAAGCACCGGAAUUGCUUGGCCAAGCACCUCUGGGAACACUCCGAAGGUUGGGAACUUACAAGUAAGCUGAUGUUAACCAAACACCAGCAGGUCCAAAUGCUGGAAGCGGCUGCCAUCCUUAUGAGUAUGGAUCAUUCUCACCGUCCACCAACGGAUGUGUCCACCUCAAACAUGCUCAUCGAUACCAAGGAUGAGAUGACCGACGGUCGGUUUAUCGACAGCGAUGACGACGAAACCAUAUCCAUUGUUUCAGUUGCCUCCCAUGAUUUAUCUGUUUCCGAUGAACUCCCCAUUCUAUAACUCACAUCAUAUACAUUCCACAAUGCUUUUCACUUCUGAUCUAUUGUAUAAUACCUUUAUUCUUUUUUUUUUCUAGUUUCCAUUGGUGGCUUUUUUGUUUGUCUUCCUUUUCCAUUUAAAUAUGUUCUUUUUGAUAUCUUUGAUUGCAUCUUUUUUGAUCAGAAAAAGCCGGAAUAAAACCUUUCAUUUAAAUCGAA
Radiomyces spectabilis is the source of this 1270-nucleotide messenger RNA. RefSeq lists its product as uncharacterized. The transcript has a single exon. NCBI's taxonomy places the organism in Eukaryota, Fungi, Mucoromycota, Mucoromycetes, Mucorales, Radiomycetaceae. The record is from RefSeq and is a predicted model, not a curated record. The coding region runs from base 276 to 1073 and encodes 265 amino acids.